AUGGCAGAGAACAUACAGGAAUCGAUCACACAAGAGGUGAAAGUGACGGCGGAAGAAGAUGCAGUGAGCACAACUGAGAUCAUCUCAAUAAACGACAGCAAGAAAUCAACAUGGGAAUUAUUGUCACAAUAUAGGGCUGCCAUUCUCUGGUCCGCAUUUAUGGGGUUGGGGGCAAUUAAUUGGGGAAUGGAUGUAUUGUUGUCUAAUGGAGUCAUAUCUGUUCCAUCAUUCCAGAAGGAUUUUGGUUACAUGUUCCAGAAUGCCUACAUCAUUAGCGCUAGCUGGCAAAUCGCUUUCAACACGGCCUCUUCUAUCGGAGGUUUCUUUGGAGCCAUCGGGUCUGGGUAUCUUGCAGAUAGGAUGGGAAAGAGGAUAACUCUUGCAGUGGGAUGUGUUGUCAGUAUCGGUGCAGUCUUCAUCCAGAUAUUCGCAGGACAACCUGGGACACUGCUAGCAGGAAAGCUCAUCAACGGUCUCUCACUCGGCUGCUUCCUAACGAUCCCAUCCUCAUUUGCAGCAGAAAUUUGUCCAGUGGAAGUCCGUGGCCUGACGACAUCUGGAGUUCAAUUGUUCAUCGGCAUCGGUCAACUAGCAGCAAACCUCAUUCUCAAAGGAACCGGAACCCUCGACUCAACCCUAGCUUACAAGAUUCCCUUCGCUCUACAGUUCAUCUUCCCAGUCCUGCUCCUGCUCGGCCUCCCCUUCUGCCCCGAAUCCCCAUGGUUCCUCGUCCGCAAGCGCCGCACUAACUACGCUACUGAAGUCCUGCAGAAACUCGGAUAUGCAGCACCCCUCCAAACUCUAGGCAAGAUAUCGAAGACCAUCACGACAGAAGAACAAAAAGCAAACAGUACCUCAUACCUAGACUGCUUCCGAGGUUCAGACCUUCGUCGCACUGAGAUAGCAAUGGGUAUCUUCUCCGUUGCUCAGCUCUCAGGCGUAGUAUUCGUCGUUGGCUACUCGAGCUACUUCUUCGAGCAAGCAGGCCUCUCUGCCUCAACAUCCUUCUCAAUGUCCGUCGGUGUAUCGGUUCUUGGUCUCGUAGGCGUUGUCUGUUCCUGGUUCUUGAUCAAUAGAACGGGUCGUCGCUCAGCAACUCUUGUUGGUAUGAGCAUCUUGACAGUACUUUUAUUCUUGAUCGCCAUCCUCGAUAUCCUACCCGCGACAAGGGGCGGCAACACUGGUCCAGUCUACGGCCAGGUAGCAUGCAUUAUCGCCUUUGCUUUCAUCUACCUCUCCACCAUCGGACCGAUCGGCUUCGCGCUCUUUGCCGAGAUCUCCUCCUCCCGUCUCCGUUCUCGCACCGUUGGACUCGGUAUCGUGGUCCAGAAUCUCUUUGGCGUAUUGAUGAAUAUCGUUGUUCCAUUAUUGAUUAAUCCCGACGCAGCGAAUUUGAAAGGCAAGAUUGGUUUUAUUUUCGGGGGGACGGCGUUGGUGAGUGUGGUGUGGGUUUAUUUUAGGAUUCCGGAGACGGCGCAUAGGAGUUUUGAGGAGUUGGAUUAUUUGUUUGAGAGGAGGGUUAGUGCGAGGAAGUUUAAGGAUGUUGUUGUUGGAUGA
Messenger RNA from Mollisia scopiformis, 1557 nucleotides. RefSeq names its product general substrate transporter. Bases 1 to 1557 code for a protein of 518 amino acids. The record is from RefSeq and is a predicted model, not a curated record. Gene Ontology annotation, cellular component: membrane. Gene Ontology annotation, molecular function: carbohydrate:proton symporter activity. Lineage: Eukaryota; Fungi; Ascomycota; Leotiomycetes; Helotiales; Mollisiaceae. Gene Ontology annotation, biological process: carbohydrate transport; transmembrane transport. The transcript has 3 exons.